Molecule: messenger RNA, 1613 nt
Organism: Carassius carassius (crucian carp)
Lineage: Eukaryota; Metazoa; Chordata; Actinopteri; Cypriniformes; Cyprinidae
Product: protein adenylyltransferase FICD
Exons: 3
Coding region: 199-1548 (449 amino acids)
Molecular function (GO): protein binding
Source: RefSeq, a predicted model, not a curated record
AACCAGGAAAAUCAACCAAUCAAAAUCAUCCUCGCGGCCACGUCAGUUUCACGGAAGUUGACGUUGCUAACGCCAGUGGAAACAUUUCUAAUCAUAUCCAUCAUUUAUAGUGAUGAUAACACAUCAUUAACCGGUUUUCAGAGAGUGUUUUGCAAGAAUGUUGGACACGUGGCCUGUGAAAUCUGGAGCCCUUGAUUGAUGGCAGCUCUAGCGGUGUUCCGUCAUGCCUGCAGCGGUCCUCUGCUCUGGGGCUGGGGACCCGUUCUGUUUGGUCUGCUGGGGUCUGUAUUUGUUCUGCUGCUGCCUUUAGCAGGAAUAGAGGAUCAAUGCUGUGCCACGCUGAAGGGUCUUGCUCUUCUGCGCUGCCAGCUGUGGGGGGGUGUCCAGCAGCCUGUCGUGCACACCACCAGCCUGACGGUCCCUUUCACUGCACUAGACCUCCUGCCACAGAAAGUCAAGCCCAGUAAAGAGACUCAGUUGGAGGCAAAGGCGGCUCUCCAGCAGGCUUUGGAAAUGAAGAAAAAUGGCAAGAGGGAGAAGGCUCAUAAGCUGCUCAUCCACGCGCUCAACAUGAACCCAGAGUUUGUGGAGGCGCUCACUGAACUGGGCACCAUACUGGAGGAGGAAAAAGACGUUGUCCAAGCAGACCACCUGUACACAAAGGCCCUCGCCAUCUCGCCCUGUAAUGAGAAGGCUCUGGUGAGCAGGGAUCGCACGCUGCCAUUAGUAGAGGAAAUAGAUCAACGACACUUUGGGAUCAUUGAUGGAAAGGUACGACGUCUCAUGUCUAUACCCAAAGGCAACUCUGCUUUGCGUCGAGUCAUGGAGGAAACCUACUACCAUCAUAUUUACCACACUGUAGCUAUCGAAGGCAACACGCUCACUCUGUCUGAGAUUCGCCAUAUUAUUGAGACCAGAUAUGCUGUACCAGGAAAGAGUCUACAAGAACAGAACGAGGCCAUUGGUGUCGAUGUAGCCAUGAAGUACAUCAACACCACCCUGCUGUCCCGCGCUGGAGCAAUCACUGUAAAUGACAUCUUAGAGAUACACAGACGGGUACUAGGCUACACCGAUCCCGUUGAAGCCGGGCGCUUCCGUGCCAGCCAGGUGUUCGUGGGACAUCACAUCCCACCGCACCCGCAGGACUUGGACAGGCACAUGCAGGAGCUAGUGCAGUGGUUGAACUCGGAGGAAGCGCUGAAUCUGCACCCGGUGGAGUUCGCAGCUCUCGCGCACUAUAAACUGGUUUACGUGCAUCCGUUCGUGGACGGGAACGGACGGACAUCCCGACUGCUCAUGAAUUUAAUCCUAAUGCAAGCUAGUUAUCCACCGAUCACCAUUCGGAAAGAGCAGAGGGCGGAGUAUUACGCCGCCCUGGAUACUGCCAAUGAGGGCGACGUAAGGCCCUUUAUUCGCUUUAUCGCAAAAUGCACAGAAAUUACACUCGAUACGCUCCUGAUAGCCACAACCGAGCAUGCAGUUGGGCUGCCUGAUGCUAGUAAUCAUGCCUGUCCUGAUUGUAAACACACCAUACCUGUGCAUAGCUGAUGGAUGCAUGUUCGUAGAUGCAAAAAGUUUGCAUGUGGUGUAUAUCGAAGUGCCAUAUCAGCCUU